AUGGCCCCCCACCCCGAGGGGCUGCGCUGGUACCAGAUCCCCCUCUCCUCCACCCGCAUACCCCGCUCGGGGCUCUUCAGCUAUGGUUUCCAGGCCAGCCUCCAGCGCUACCAGCAGCUCCGUGCCCUCAAGAACCUCCGGGUGGGCCGCCCCAUCGCCCCGCCGCCCCCCGGCCUGUUGGAGCCCUGGCCCCCUGGCCCCCCACCCGCCAACAGCCCUCCCCGGGUCUCCCACCGCCCACGGGGCGCCGGCAGGGCACGAGCUCCCCAGCGCCCCAAGAAGUCUCCUGGCACCAGGAAACGGGUGAGCAGAGGGCAGCAGCCUCCUGGCCCCGCUCAGCCCCAUGCCAACCGGCAGGAUGUGGCCAGCCAGGGCUCCCCAGGAUGCCAGGUGGCACCGGUCAGUUCCGGGCAUGUCCCUGUGCUGCCAGAGGCAGCUGCAAGGUCCCUGGGGGGUGAGGCCAACCAUGGGCAGCGCCCUGCAGCUGGAACAGUGCUGCAGCAGGCAGGCAGGAGCUUUGGGGGGCACCUGCCGGACACGACGGGGGGGACGGCGUCCCCCACAGACAGUGAGGACGAUGACCUGAUCCCACUGAAGGAUAUGCUGCUAGCAGGGGAUGAGCCCCUGAGCUCUGCGGACCACCAGCAGGUUGUGUGCCCACAGCCGGAUCUGCUUGCCAACAGCCUGGAUUCACUGAUCCAGGAGAAGAGGGAGCAGAGCCAGGCAGCCAUGCUGCAGGCCAGCCUGGCCCGGGUGCACGUGGAUGACGCCAGUGCCUCCGAGUCCGCAGACGAGGACACCCAGCUGCCCGAGGAGUACAGGGAUCUCCUGGCCCGCUUCACCACGAAACCCAGAUUCAUCCCUGCCGUCCACCCCGGGGAGCCCAUCUUCUGCGCCCACCCGGCACCGGCACCCACCCUGGACACCCAGGGGCUGCAGCCUCAGAGCGUGUUGGAGGGGUCCUUCCUCUGCAACUCGCCUGCCUGCCAGGCAACUUUUGUCCGCAACGGGGGCCUCAGCCUCCUCUACCGCUGCGCACCCACCUGCCCGCUGCCUGUCCUGCGCUGGCUCUUCCAGCUGAUGACCCUCUGCCCAGACACGACCAAUGCUUCCCAGGCGCUGUGGGAGAUCUGGCUGAGCACCGGGGGCGAGCCCUGGUGCCCCACGGUGCAGGAGAUCGGUUGGGCUUUCACCCGUCUUGGCGCUGACCUGAGUUCCCUGCGCCGCCAGCGCCUGCUGCCCCCCGAGCUGUGCCCCACGGAGAGGAGGAACCUGGAUCCAUCCUGCUCCCCGAGGCAGGCGAGCCCUGAUGCCACCAGCACACUGGCCCUGGUGACACAGCUCGGUGACAUCUGCAAGUUCUUGGCGCUGUGCGUGGUCACCCAGCCGUGCUGCUAUGCCGACAGUGCCCGCCUGACUCUCAUCACCCUCCUCUCCUUCCUCGGCCUUGACCGGGCGCUCCGCUGCCAGCCCCUGCCUGAACUGCAGCACCUCCUGCACUGCCUGCUGGAGGGCAUCCGGGACUGGCAGGAGCAGCUGCCAGCCCUCUGCCUGUCCCUCUGCCAGCUUUCCCGGCACCACCACAACCUGGUUGCCCUCAUGCGGCUGCUGCCGGACCUCACAAGCAGGGGCAGGGAUCUUCGCCAGCACCUGAGCCUUCACGCCAUGGCCCGGCUGCUGAGGGAGCCACCGGGCACCGUGCCGCCCCCCGGGGCACACGCAGAGCUGCAGGUGCUGGGCCGGUUCCUGGUGCUGGCGCAGCCGGAUACCCUGCGACGUCUGGUGCUCGCCGGGGACCUGGAGGAGCCGGAGGACGCCGACCAGGAGGCUUGCUACCUGAGCUACAGCCUCCUCCUCCUCGCCAGCAACGUGGUGGGCUCCGAGCACCCGCCGGCCGAGCAGCGGGUGAGCACCGGGCCCUGGGGUCACCUGGAGCAGCUCUGCGCCCAGCUGGACCAGCAUUUUGGGAGGGGGCUGCGCGAGGGCAGCGGGCUCCUCUUCCGAACCCAGCUCAAGGGCCUGGCCGCCCUCCUCUACGUCAAGUGGCAGGAGAUGCUGGCCUAG
Molecule: messenger RNA, 2064 nt
Organism: Haliaeetus leucocephalus (bald eagle)
Lineage: Eukaryota; Metazoa; Chordata; Aves; Accipitriformes; Accipitridae
Gene: FAM178B
Product: family with sequence similarity 178, member B
Exons: 15
Coding region: 1-2064 (687 amino acids)
Source: RefSeq, a predicted model, not a curated record